Messenger RNA from Neohortaea acidophila, 2069 nucleotides. RefSeq names its product putative FAD dependent oxidoreductase. The record is from RefSeq and is a predicted model, not a curated record. Lineage: Eukaryota; Fungi; Ascomycota; Dothideomycetes; Mycosphaerellales; Teratosphaeriaceae. The coding region runs from base 178 to 1941 and encodes 587 amino acids. The transcript has a single exon. Gene Ontology annotation, molecular function: FAD binding.
GUUCAACCCUCCCACCAGCGAACGAUGUUCCUAAUGCCACGCACAUUCUCCACACGGCUGUCAAGUCACGGCAGGUCUCUAUCCGUGAUGUAGAGACUGAAGAGAUAGCAGGCCUACAAUGGGCCUCCGUGAAGAACGUCGUCGAGGUGUUGCAAUUUCUCACCGACUCCAACCAGCAUGGAAAACCCGAAGAUAGACGACACCGUCCCGGUGCUCAUCAUCGGAGCUGGUCCAGCGGGCGCUACACUCGCUCUUCACCUCGCACGGCUCAAUAUCAAGAGCCUAAUGAUCUCGAGGCACUCCGGCACGGCGAAUACCCCCCGAGCACACAUCUUCAAUCAACGCGCGAUGGAGGUUCUCAGGGACGCAGGACUCGAACCACGGCUAGAGGAAGUGGCGAGCCCCGCGCACCACAUGCAACACACGUCCUGGUCUAAUACGCUCAACGGCGACGAGUACGGACGAAUGUGGUCGUGGGGCAGCAAGCCGUCGGAGAAGCAUCGUUACGAGAUGGCGAGUCCAUGUGUCAUGUCGGACCUGCCGCAGAGCCUUCUCGAGCCGAUUCUCGUCGACGAGGGAAUCAAACAUGGAGUUACCGUCAGAUUCAGCACCGAGUUCGAGCGACUCGAGGAUCACGGCGACUACGUCCUGACGCUCUUGCGGGAUCGGAAAACAGAACGACGAUACUGGGUGCGGUCACAAUAUCUCGUCGGCGCAGACGGCGCGAGAAGUAGUGUACUCAAUGCUUUGGAGAUCCCUGUGGAUGGAAAGCAGCUCAACAACGCUUUCAAUGUUCACAUCAAAGCCGACCUCACCAAGUACAUGGUCAAUCGCCCUGGCAGUCUCAAUUGGAUCCUCAACACGGAUGCCCCGGAGUGGUCUGCUGCUGGGAAUUUCCGCAUGGUCCGGCCGUGGAACGAAUGGGUGGUGUCGAUGCAUCCGGCGAGCGACCAAACAUUCGAACCAACCAUGAAGCAAAUCGAUAGUAGGUUGAGGCAGAUGAUUGGCGACGACAGUGUGAAUAUCGAGAUCCUGUCGAGCUUCCGCUGGACAAUCAACGACCAAGUCGCCCGCUCGUGGCAGAAGGGGAGAGUCUUGUGUAUAGGCGAUGCAGUGCAUCGACACCCUCCUAUCAACGGCCUGGGUAGCAAUACUUGCAUUUCGGAUGCUUUCAACCUUGCCUGGAAGCUGGCAUACGUCUUGAAGGGUCUUGCGGGGUCGGAGCUCCUCCAAACACUGACAACCGAGCGGAAGCCGGUUGGCGAUGCUGUGGUACGCCGAGCGAAUGAUGGCAUGCUAGCCCACCGUAGGUUGUGGGCGCUGCUGGGCUUGACGCCGCACGACCGGGAUCAAGCCGUUAACCUGCUCAAAGCAACGACUCACGAGGGAAGAGAGAUGAGGGCCCGGCUGCGGAAAGCCCUUGAAGCCACGGAUGCUGAGCUGCAGGCGCUCGGGAUCCAGAUGAACCAAAUCUACUCAAACUCCGCCGCCGUAUACGCCGAACAAGACGACAGGGCUCCCGAUCUCAAUGGUUUUGACUUGCUCAAAGAAGUCGCCAUUUCGACGUAUCCUGGCUAUCACUUACCUCACUUUUGGGUGGCUGCCAACGGACAAUCUCCACGCACGUCUGUGCUAGACUUGUGCGGACACGGGCACUUCACCGUCCUCACAGGCGUGGGGGGCGAAUGUUGGAAACACGCUGCCAGCGAACUGAGUCAGGAAGUCGCAGAUCUCGACAUGAAAGCCGUGUCCAUUGGGUAUGACUGCGACUACAUGGAUUGCUACCACGACUGGGGUAGGCUCAGCGGGGUCGAGGAGGAUGGUGUGGUUCUCGUAAGGCCAGAUCACUUCGUUGCUUGGCGAUUUCCCACAUCGUCUGCCGACGCGACCAGUCUGCUCCGUAGUGCUAUGCUUAGAGUACUCUGCCGUGCGGAGAAGUGAUGGUCAUGUUCGCGUAGUGAUAGGCUGGUACAUUGAAAGAUAGAGAUCGAUGCCACUCGCGGGGUAGAGAACCCCGCGCGGAGAUGAAUGCAAUACCACAUUACCCAUACUGGCAUCGAGACUGUCAG